AUACUGUGGCUUAUUAAAGGCAAAAUUAUUAUGAGUUGAGGUUAUGAAGCAAACAAUUCUUAAAGUUAACCAUGAAUUCACAAAUCCUCUCAUUUCCAUUGCCGAUUUUCUUUUUCUUGUUCGUCUUAUUCUUAUGGGCAAUAUGGAACAAAUUAAUGAUAAAUGGCAAACGUGUAAACCUACCCCCUGGACCAUGGAAGCUUCCCAUUAUCGGAAACAUACACCAGUUAAUCGGUGGUCUUCCGCAUCAUAAACUUCGAGACUUGGCAAACAAAUAUGGAUCAAUUAUGCAGUUACAGAUUGGAGAAGUUCCAACGGUUAUCAUUUCUUCCUCAGAACAUGCAAAACAAGUGCUGAAAACACAUGACAUCCUCUUUGCUCAAAGGCCAUUCCUCUUGGCUGCAGACAUCAUAUUAUAUAAGGCCUCAGAUGUUGCUUUUGCUCCCUAUGGGGACUACUAUAGGCAACUGAAGAAGAUUUGUAUGAUGGAGAUCUUUAGUUCGAAACGUGUCCGCUCGUUCCGCCCAAUCAGGGAAAAAGAGGUAUCAAAUUUCAUCAGAUCCAUUUCAUCCAGUGCAGGAUCACCUAUCAACCUUACCAAAAUGUUCAAUUCAUUAACGUCUACUAUUACUGUAAGAGCGGCUUUCGGCGACAAAUGCCCUCUGGGCCAGGAAGAAUUCCUACCAGUUUCCCAUGAAGUUACAAAGAUGAUGUCAGGCCUUAGUAUCGUCGACUUGUUUCCCUCUUCCAAAUUGCUGCCUGUGAUUACCGGUAUUCGGUAUAGACUCAACAAAGUGCACAAAAAAGUCGAUCUUGUGCUUGAGAAGAUAAUCAAUGCACAUAGAAUCUCCAUAUCAGCAAAAACGAAUACGGAUGAAGAUUUAGUCCAUGUUCUGUUAAAUCUUCAAGAGCAAGGAGAUCUAGAAUUUGCCUUAACAACCGACAGUAUUAAAGCGGUUAUACUGGAACUUUUCAUUGCAGGGACUGACACAUCGGCUAUAGUUCUAGGAUGGGCAAUGUCAGAAUUGAUAAAAAAUCCCAAAUCGAUGCAGAAAGCACAAGCUGAGGUUAGACAUGUUUUUUCCGGAAAGAGAGAUGUGGAUGAAACAAUUAUUGAUGAAUUAAAGUAUUUAAAGUUGGUUAUUAAAGAAACGUUAAGAUUGCAUCCUCCUGCUACAAUCCUAGCUCCUAGGAAAGUUUCGGAGCAGUGCCAAAUCAGUGGAUUUGAUAUUCUAGCCGAGACUAGAGUGUUUGUAAACGCAUGGGCUCUUGGAAGGGAUCCUAAUUAUUGGUUUGAAGCUGAAAAGUUUUGUCCAGAGAGAUUUAUUGACAGUCCAGUAGACUAUAAAGGAGGCAGUUUCGAAUAUUUGCCAUUUGGUUCCGGAAGGAGGAUGUGUCCAGGUUCUCUACUUAGCCUGUCGACAGUGGAGCUUGCACUCGCACAUUUAUUGUACCAAUUUGAAUGGGAACUCCCUAACGGUAAGAAGAAAGAAGAUCUAGACAUGGCUGAGAAAUUUGGCGGAGUAACUGGACGGAAAAAUGAUUUGUACCUCAUUCCCAUCCCGUACCAUCAGGUUCCUACUUACUAGCAGAACCUCAGCAGGUAGCAGUACCAAAUAAGUGCUAGUUUGAAAGUUUAAGAUUUUAAUUUAUUUUUCUUUCUUUCUUCUGGUAUAAUAAUUGAAACAAAAAAACCAUGUUAUGAGCAAUAAUGAAAUUUAAAAAUUUGAAUUA
This is a messenger RNA of Mercurialis annua (annual mercury), 1734 nucleotides long. Its product is annotated as desmethyl-deoxy-podophyllotoxin synthase-like. Gene Ontology annotation, molecular function: heme binding; oxidoreductase activity, acting on paired donors, with incorporation or reduction of molecular oxygen; monooxygenase activity. Bases 72 to 1589 code for a protein of 505 amino acids. The record is from RefSeq and is a predicted model, not a curated record. Lineage: Eukaryota; Viridiplantae; Streptophyta; Magnoliopsida; Malpighiales; Euphorbiaceae. The transcript has 2 exons.